AUGGCUACUGAUAGGGGUCUCCAGAUUUCUUCUGCCUUUCCCUACGAGAAGAAAUCGGUCGAGGUACUGGGAAACCGCAUGGCCUAUGUCGCCAUCGGCUCUUCUUCUGCGUCCGGGUCUGCUGUUGUCUUCUUGCACGGCAAUCCAACCUCGUCAUAUCUCUGGCGUAACAUCUUUCCGCAUGUUGCAAAGAACAGCCGCUGCGUCGUGCUCGAUCUCAUCGGCUUUGGUGAUUCAGACAAAGUACCGGGGCUAGAGUAUAAAAUCCGCGACCACCAGCGCUAUAUCGAUACUUUUCUCAGUAUAGUCUUGCCAACAGAGCGCAUAACUCUCGUCAUCCACGACUGGGACUCAGCUCUUGGCCUGGACUGGGCCAGUCGCCAUCAACAUCGCGUCGCCGGUAUUGCACUUAUGGAGUGGAUCACCACAGUGAGCAGCUGGGCCUCUCGAGAUUCGGUGUUCCGAGACCAGUUCCAAGAAUUUCGCACGCUUGAUGUUGGGAGAGCCAUGAUCAUGGAGCAAAAUCUCUUUGUGGAUAGGAUACUACCCAAGGGGGUUGUUCGAGGGCUGACGGAGGAAGAGAUGGUUCACUAUCGCCGGCCAUUUCCGAAACCUGAAGAUCGUGAGCCAGUCUGGAGAUUUCCCAACGAGAUCCCCAUUGAAGAAUACCCAAAGGAUGUGUGGGAAAAGGCACAGAAAUACACUUCAUGGCUUCUCGCAUCGGACGUACCGAAGCUGUUCUUCUGGAUGAAGCCUGGAACGUUCGUCACGGAAGAGGACUUUGUGAGGCUAAGAGGAGCGAUGAAGAAUGUCAAGACCAUCUUUCUGGGGCCAGGAAGGCAUUUCGUGCAGGAAGACUAUCCCCACACCAUUGGACAAGAAAUAGUAGAAUGGAUGGCAGAGUCGGAUCUUUGA
Trichoderma citrinoviride is the source of this 915-nucleotide messenger RNA. RefSeq names its product alpha/beta-hydrolase. The record is from RefSeq and is a predicted model, not a curated record. NCBI's taxonomy places the organism in Eukaryota, Fungi, Ascomycota, Sordariomycetes, Hypocreales, Hypocreaceae. The transcript has a single exon. Bases 1 to 915 code for a protein of 304 amino acids. Gene Ontology annotation, molecular function: epoxide hydrolase activity.